AUGUCCACCAAAACUCAAUCUCGCGGAUCCUCACCCAGCAUGUCUGCUCGACCCAAACUCAUGAGAGCACAUGCCACAGCGCCUUCCCUCGUCACCGGCAAUGCCUCGCGUAAGGAUCUCGCUACGCUCCAUGCUUCGACCAAAGCGGCGUCGAUUCUCACGAGGGUGGCUAGCUACUCGGCUCAGCAAGAUCACAUGAAUGGAGGAAGCUCGAGGAGAGAUAGCGGCAGUGCGUAUUCGACGCCUGGGAAUCGCAGUCCUCGAAGUCCGGAGAGCGGCAGCGGAUUGGCCAGGAGCUCAGCGGGCUACUUUAGCUUUCCCUCGUUUGAAGAUUUUCAAGGAUACCAAGAACCAAAUGAGAGGAUGGAACGAAAGAGCGUCUCGUGAGAGGCUCUUCACAAAUCACUUGCUUGGAUAGUCAGGAUGGGGAAAAGAGAUGGAGAAAAAAAAUAAAGUACAUAAGUGGGACGAGACGAUCGUCCUUCAUCAUCAUCAUCAUCAUCAUCAUCAUCAU
Molecule: messenger RNA, 514 nt
Organism: Botrytis deweyae
Lineage: Eukaryota; Fungi; Ascomycota; Leotiomycetes; Helotiales; Sclerotiniaceae
Exons: 2
Coding region: 1-387 (128 amino acids)
Source: RefSeq, a predicted model, not a curated record